Molecule: messenger RNA, 1155 nt
Organism: Sitophilus oryzae (rice weevil)
Lineage: Eukaryota; Metazoa; Arthropoda; Insecta; Coleoptera; Curculionidae
Exons: 3
Coding region: 1-1155 (384 amino acids)
Source: RefSeq, a predicted model, not a curated record
AUGCAGGAUGGAGCCAAGCCUAAAUUUUGCAAAGCCCGUUCCGUGCCUUUUGCCCUAUGCAGAGGAGUCGAAGCUGAACUAGAUCGACUCAUUUCGGAAAACAUUUUGAGCCCAGUAUCAUACAGCAGUUGGUCGACACCCAUCGUACCAGUUGUCAAGAAAAAUGGAUCCAUUAGGAUUUGUGGUGAUUACAAAAUUACUCUUAAUCCUGUUUUAUUAAUUGAUAAGUAUCCUUUGCCUCGUAUUGAUGAAUUAUUUGCUAAAUUACAAGGGGGAAUUGAGUUUUCAAAAAUUAAUCUUUCUCAGGCAUAUCAGCAAAUUGAAUUAGAUGACGAAUCAAAAAAAUUAACAACAAUUAAUACCCAUAAAGGAUUAUUUAUGUAUAACCGGUUGCCUUUUGGUGUUGCCAGUGCACCGGCAAUGUUUCAGAGAAUAAUGGAGCAAUUAUUGGCAGGUUUAGAUGGGGUUGUUUGUUUUUUGGAUGAUAUUUUAAUUACUGGAAAAAACAGGGUUUCUCAUUUAGAAAAAAUUGAAUUAGUUCUUGAUAGGUUACAAAAAAGUGGUCUUACAGUAGCAUUAGACAAAUGCGAACUUUUUACAAAGUCAGUACAUUAUCUGGGUUACACUAUUGAUAAAUAUGGACUUAAAACAAGCUUCAUUAAUUUUUACAAUAAAUUUAUACCUAAUGCUGCCUCAGUACUUCAACCUUUGUACAAUUUGCUUAAGAAAAACAUGCAAUUUAAUUGGUCCGAAGAAUGUACUAGGGCAUAUAAUAAAGUUAAAAAUAUAAUUAGUGCAACACCUGUUUUGGAGCAUUAUAAUCCAGAAUUACCAGUGAAAUUGAUAGUUGAUAACUCUUUUUAUGGUGUUGGUGCCAUGAUUUCACAUGUAAUUAAUAAUGAGGAAAAACCUAUUAGUUUUGCACCCUUAACUUUGUCAAGUUGUCAGCAAAAAUAUUCUCAAGUUGAAAAAGAGGCGUCUCUUCAAAAAUCAGUAUCUUUAUGUGUAACCGAUGGAUGUUUGAUGCUGGGCCACAAAGUGGUUAUUCCUAGUACCUUACAAAAAUAUAUCUUAAAACAAUUACAUUCUGCUCAUUUUGGUAUGGUCAAAACAACAAGCUUGGCUCGUUCCUACGUUUGGUGGCCGAAAAUUUAG